UACGGCGAGUGACAUCGACGGCUGUCAGCAGGCCAUCAAUAUCGAACACAUCGCCAGUCAACACGCUCUUCUCAAUCAAGGCCCUCAGCAGUGCCUUUCAGCGGUACGAUUUUCUGUGGAGAUGGUCGGCCCUAUGUGGAUGAACGUUGCUGCCCUAAUGGCAUUGAUCCGCGAUGAUCCCAGCGAAUGAGAGAAGGUUUCGGAUGCUAUUUUCGGAAAGCGGAAGGAGCGGAACCAAGUCGGACGACCCGAACAAGGCAAGACGAGCAAGACGUCAGCGUUUGAUUCGCAUACGAGCAAGCCACAGACAUGUCUUGACUCAACAUCUGAUGCUCAAAAAGUAUUCAUUAUUCGUCGCAUUGAUCCAUGCUCCCAUUAUUAUGUACCGGAGAGAUAACCUUCUCUCGAGCCAUGUGCCUGCAUAUGGCUGACAUGCUUCGAAUAAACGCCGCCUAUGUGGACGUA
This is a messenger RNA of Macroventuria anomochaeta, 465 nucleotides long. RefSeq lists its product as uncharacterized. Bases 174 to 431 code for a protein of 85 amino acids. The transcript is spliced from 2 exons. The record is from RefSeq and is a predicted model, not a curated record. Lineage: Eukaryota; Fungi; Ascomycota; Dothideomycetes; Pleosporales; Didymellaceae.